Molecule: messenger RNA, 3086 nt
Organism: Lactuca sativa (garden lettuce)
Lineage: Eukaryota; Viridiplantae; Streptophyta; Magnoliopsida; Asterales; Asteraceae
Product: Tetratricopeptide repeat (TPR)-like superfamily protein
Biological process (GO): RNA modification
Molecular function (GO): protein binding; zinc ion binding; RNA binding
Source: RefSeq, a predicted model, not a curated record
UUCCUAAACUGCUAAACAGUCGGCGUCCAUGUCUCCUCCAUCAAUGGCGGGGGAAUCUCUACUGUUGAACACUACACGGACAAUCAAGCGGGGCUGCUGGUGUUGUUCUUACCAACAGUCAUACUUAAUUCAUUGUAGGUGAUGAGGAUCGCGAUUAUUAAACGGAUUUAUUGGCAGGAUAAGCGUACUUGCAUCUGGCAAUGGCGCUUAAACCACGCAGCAUCCAGUAUCGUGCUUCCUCCUAACGAACCUUCAGUUUCAAACCAUCAAUUGUUACUCCGUUCUCUGGAAGAAUGCAAAUUUUCAACUAAUUCAACAUCUGUUAGUGGAACACAUGCAAGAAUCAUUAAACUCGGGUACCAGACAUGCCCAUCUCUCACAUCACUUCUGGUUACUACAUAUCUAUCUUUCAAUCUUCUCUCUUUUGCUCGUCAAUUACUUAAUGAAGUUCCUUAUCACAAGUUCAAUGUAGUUUCAUGCAAUUUGAUCAUUGCAAGUUUCAUGAAAAUGGGAAACAUUGAUAUUGCCAAGAAAAUAUUCCGUAAAAUGCCCAAACGAGAUUUAAUAUCCUGGAACUCAAUGAUAGGAGGUUUUGUUAAGAAUGUACAAUUUCAAGAGGCAUUUGGGAUCUUCAAAAAGAUGUUAAGUUCAAACAUAGAGCCAGACAAAUUCACAUUUUCAUCCAUAAUCACUGCAUGUGCUCGUGUUGGAGCUUUAGACCAAGCUAAAUGGAUACAUGGUUUGCUAACCGAAAAAAGAAUCGAACUCAAUUUUAUUCUGAGUUCUGCACUUAUAGACAUGUACUCAAAAUGUGGUAGAAUUGAAACAUCAAAAGCAAUUUUUGAAAGUGUAAGACAUGAUCAUGUUUCUGUUUGGAAUGCCAUGAUCAAUGGUCUAGCAAUGCAUGGUCUUGCCAUGGAUGCAAUUGAAACUUUCUCAAAGAUGGAAGCUGACAAUUUUUUACCUGAUCAAAUUACUUUCAUUGGAAUCUUGACUGCAUGUAGCCAUUGUGGGUUGACUCAACAGGGUCGCGAGUAUUUUGACCUAAUGAGAACAAAAUACAAAAUUACACCACAACUUGAACAUUAUGGAUCAAUGGUUGAUCUGUUUGGGCGAGCUGGGCUUCUAGAAGAAGCUUAUGAAGUGAUUCAAGAGAUGCCAAUGGACCCUGAUGUUGUUAUAUGGAGGGCAUUUCUUAGUGCAUGUAGAACACAUAGAAAUCUUGAGUUAGGUGAAUUUGCAGUUGCAAAAAUAUCAAAUCUUGAUAGUGGAGAUUACGUGUUACUCUCAAACACAUAUUGUUCAGUAAAUAAAUGGGAUAAAUCUGAAAAAGUGAGGAGUAUGAUGAAAAGGAAUGGUGUUAAUAAAAGUAAGGGAAAAAGUUGGAUUGAAGUUAAUGGAGUCAUUCAUCAAUUUAAAGCAGGAGAUAAAUCACAUUGUGAAACGGAAUCACUCUACAAGGUUCUAGAAGCAUUGAUUGGGCGUAUUAGACAUGAAGGAUAUGUUCCUGUUACAGAAUUGGUUUUAAUGGAUAUAUCUGAAGAGGAAAAGGAGGAGAAUCUGAAUUAUCAUAGUGAAAAGUUGGCAUUGGCUUAUGGGAUACUAAAAUCAACCCCUGGAUCUGAAAUUAGGGUUUCAAAGAAUUUAAGGACAUGUCUUGAUUGUCACUCUUGGCUGAAAUUGGUUUCUAAAGUAUUGAAAAGGGUGAUUAUUGUAAGGGACAGGGCCCGCUUUCAUCACAUAGAAGAUGGUGUUUGUACAUGUGGUGAUUAUUGGUAACUGUUUGCCUCCAUAAAUUUCUGGAAGUUGACUCUCAUCAAUGUCUUUCAGAAGUGUUGACUUCAGCUCCUUAUUUUCAACAAAUAUGAUCUGCAAUGUAAGGUAAACAUAAAUUCCAUUAUACUUUUGUACAUGAUCUUAUUGUUUGCACCAUGGAUGACUUCCAUAUGAAGGUGUUUACUUUAGGAUGUAGACAAUCUUACCUUUUCCCUUGUUUUUUUAUUGAUAAAAGGAUAAAUCAUCUUCCAUGCUGCCAUAAAUAUGUAAGGAACAUGCACAAAAAACAUUUUUCCAAGUCUUUCUGGAUAAUACUCCUGUCAUAAACAUCAUUUUUUACAUCAGAAAAUAAACUUAUACUAGGACUAUAUGCAAGAAAUAGCAACAUAUUUUUUUAUUUAUCUGUGUAUUAUAUCAUCCUGCUUUCAUUUCUUCCUACUAAUACAUUAUACAGUUAUUUUUUUCCUUAUUAAGAGUUUAAGAAAAAAAUUCUACCCAAUUAUAACAAGUGAAAGUAAGUUGCUAUUUCUUGCAUAUGAAUAUAAAAUAUACACUACAUAAAUACCUGCAAAAUAGAGAUGGAGGCAAGAUAUGCACGUAUAUCACUGUUUGAAUAUCCCCAUCCUUCAACAUCUGCAAUAGCAACAAACUUUUCCUGUCCAGCUGGCAUCCUGAUAUAUUCAUUUAACAAAAAUCGGUUAUCCAGUAUUUUUCUAGAUAAUAUUAGUCAAAAAUCGGUUAUUGAGUAUUUUUUUAGUUCCAAUAUAGUCAUACCUUGAAGUUAUUCUUUCAAAAGUGAAAGUCACGAAACCUGUGAUUAAUCACAAAUUAAUUAGAAAAAGUAUUGAAAAUAUAUAUAUAUUGUUAAGUAAUAAGUUAAAGAACAUACGCUUGAAUUCUUCUAGACCUCCUAUUUUAUUUUGGUAAUGUUUGCCACCAAACACGAGUGUAAUCAAGCGUCCACUUCUAUCUGUUCCUUGCAUGAACAAUUUGUUUUGUGCUAAUUCAUUUGGGAUUUCAGAUACAGAAAUUGAACCAUUUGGAACAAAUGUUUUUCUCCAUUUAAUAAACUUUAAAAACAUAGCAGAAGCUUUGUCUACAUCCAGAUCUUGAGCACGAAGAAACCUUCUGAUUGUCAAAUCAUCAUACUCCUAAUAUACAAUUUUAAUUAUUACUCUUACUUUCUUGAUCUUAGCAUUCAAAAAAUCUAGAGAUUUAUUGAAUUAGAUGUUAAGAAGAACAGGAUACAGUGACUUGUACAUUAUGCAUUAAGACAUAUACCUUGGAGGUGGGAUCUUGCUUUUCGACUA